Molecule: messenger RNA, 1254 nt
Organism: Eublepharis macularius
Lineage: Eukaryota; Metazoa; Chordata; Lepidosauria; Squamata; Eublepharidae
Product: interferon-induced protein with tetratricopeptide repeats 5-like
Exons: 1
Coding region: 37-1254 (405 amino acids)
Biological process (GO): defense response to virus
Cellular component (GO): cytosol
Molecular function (GO): protein binding
Source: RefSeq, a predicted model, not a curated record
UGUCAUUUCACCUGGUGUAUUCAGGAUAAGGAGGAGAUGAGUGCGGCAUGCUUCCUGCAGACUCUGGAUGCCAAGGUGCAGCACACGGGAUACCGGAAUCGGAGCAUCUACCUCGCCAUGAGGGCACAUCUGCAGCAGCUGCAAGGGACUUACACAGAGGCUCUGGGCAGUCUCCGAGAAGCAGAGACGGUGCUCAGAGAAGAGCAUCCCACCAACUUCUCCCGCCAUGCCCUGUUGAUUUAUGGGAACUACGCCUGGAUUUAUUAUCACCUGUCCAAUUUUGAGAUGGUGGAGCUCUACCUGGGCCGGAUCCACGAGAUCUGCCGAUCCCUGUCCAGCCCUGAGCCGUACUCUGUGCAGAUCCCUGAAAUCUAUGCUCAAAAAGGCUGGUCCCUUCUGGCUGUGAGUUUCCAGUAUGGAGAAGAAGCCAAGAAGUGUUUUCAAAUGGCACUCCAAGGAGACAAGUCCAACCGGGAUUUCCAAGCCGGUCUGGCGAUCUCCAUUUUUGCCACCUGGACACAUUCUCAGAGAAGCGACCACUGGGAAGAGGCGAAAAGGUUGAUUGAGAAAAAUCACCGUCGCCAUCCCCUAAACGAUGAACUCAAAGUCCAUUUGGCAAGCUUGCUCGAGAAAAUAGACUGGCAGAGGGCAGAAAGACUUGUGGAGGAAGUUGUUCGGAGCAGCCUUGACCCCGAGGUCCUGAGGAAGGCUGCCCAGGUGUGUGGGCAGAGCUCCGUCUCUCGAGCCAUCUCCGUUUUGCAGUAUGGCCUCACCUUAGCUCCCAGCUACCACCUCCUGCAGUACGACCUGGGCGUCUACUACAAGGAGCAGGCGGCGGAGGCACCACCGGGGGAGAGAGAAGAGAUCUUGGCAGCUGCUAAGGAGAGCUUCAAGCGGGCUGUGGAAAUGGAUCCUGAGUCUGUAUUUUCCAGGCUGGAACUGGCUCAACUGUAUAUUGAAAAGGACCCAGUUUAUGCUGAAGAGAUUUAUUACACCCUGAAGAGCGAACUCCCGAGAUUCAGCGAUCGCUGCCAGCUGGCCAUCUAUCUCCACUGUGGGGACUUCCUCCUCCAAAGGAGGGGGCUGAGGCAGGAGGCGCUGGAGAUGUACGAGGCAGGCUUCACCCUUCCCGGCGGCCACCACAAGGAGUGGCAGCAGCUGCGGAGCAGGCUGAAGGCGUUGGCCGAGGUGUUUGAGGAAGACUCCAAAACAGGCUGCAUUCCUUCCUGCUACAGUAGCUCCUUGGAGGGCUAG